AUGGCUGCAUCAUUAGCGACCCAGAAGAAGUGGCUCACGGCUUCCAAUGGAAAACUCAGCAAGGUGGGCAAGAUUUCUGCAGUCCUUCAAAAGGAGAUGGCCUGGGAACUACUGCCGCCUGAGGCCAGACAGCGCCUGUAUGAGCUACUACCCGAGGCACCAGAAGGCAGGCCUCAUAACCCCGAUGUACAUCCUUUCAAGACCAUGUAUCUGGAGCGCAUCAAGACUGAGUCCGAAAAUUGGCAUAAUGACUUGAAAGACGGCAAGGAGACGAAGAAGUGGCGAGAUGAGGCUAUGCAAGCCGGUCGAGACCGAUCGCUAGGUCUAUGGGAUGAUUGGAAGGAGGCGCGUCGGGAGGAGACCUGGGGUGUGCGGCAGGACGAGAACGUGGAGAAGGAAGAUGACAAGCCAGAGACUCUAGACGGUGGAGAGAACAUGGACGCCACUACGAAUUGA
Molecule: messenger RNA, 456 nt
Organism: Ramularia collo-cygni
Lineage: Eukaryota; Fungi; Ascomycota; Dothideomycetes; Mycosphaerellales; Mycosphaerellaceae
Exons: 2
Coding region: 1-456 (151 amino acids)
Source: RefSeq, a predicted model, not a curated record